This is a messenger RNA of Helicoverpa zea (corn earworm), 1366 nucleotides long. RefSeq names its product aminoacylase-1-like. Gene Ontology annotation, biological process: amino acid metabolic process. Bases 112 to 1308 code for a protein of 398 amino acids. The transcript has 9 exons. Gene Ontology annotation, cellular component: cytoplasm. The record is from RefSeq and is a predicted model, not a curated record. NCBI's taxonomy places the organism in Eukaryota, Metazoa, Arthropoda, Insecta, Lepidoptera, Noctuidae. Gene Ontology annotation, molecular function: aminoacylase activity.
CCACAGAUAACUUAUUGCAAACUAGUUCAGUAUCGUUUUGAAGAUAGAACGAAUGUUGCGCGCUCCGUGCCCGAAUAAAAAAAGUUAAUAUUCAAAAUAAGAACACAGAAAAUGGCGGCCAAAUGGGAUAAUGAUGAAGUUGUGCAAAGGUUCAGGGAAUAUUUACAAAUUCCGAGUGUUCACCCCGAUAUUGAUUAUGGCGACUGCGUAAAAUUCUUGCAGAAACAAGCAAGUGAGCUGGAUUUGCCCGUGGCUGUGUAUGAGCCUGUGCCUAACAAACCUAUAGUCGUUAUAACAUGGGAAGGUCUGCAGCCAGAUCUCCCUACUAUAUUGUUGAAUUCUCAUAUGGAUGUCGUUCCUGUGUAUGAGGAAUUCUGGACAUACCCUCCUUUCGGUGCGGUGGUUACAGACGAUGGGUACAUCUAUGCUAGGGGCACUCAAGACAUGAAGAGUAUUGGUAUGAUGCACCUGGAGAGUGUGAGACGGCUUAAAGCGGCAGGAGUCAGAUUGAAGAGAACUGUGCAUAUUUCUUUUGUUCCUGAUGAAGAAAUCGGCGGCGUAGAUGGUAUGAAGGCAUUCUCAUUGACACCUGAAUUUAAGAAUUUGAACAUCGGCUUCGGUCUAGACGAGAGCGCGCCCAACGAGCAUCCUUCAGAGAUCCUAGCUUUUCACGGAGAAAGGACUUCCAGACAAAUCAUAGUGACGUGUCGAGGCGAGCCUGGUCACGGCUCAUUGUUGAUCCCUGGGACUGCUGGUGAAAAGUUACAUUACAUGAUCAACAAGUUUAUGACCUUACGAGCCGAAGAGAAGAAGAAAGCAGAUGGUAAUGUCUGGUAUGGUGAGGUUACCACCGUCAACUUGACACAGAUAUGGGGUGGAGUCCAAAUCAACGUAUUACCAGAGAGUUUAUCAGUAUCUUUCGAUAUAAGAAUCGCUCCACAGUAUGAUCAUGAUGAGUUUGAUCAAAUGAUAUCGAGAUGGUGCGAAGAAGCGGGUGAAGGAGUAAGUUUCGAGUACAUUGUCAAGAACCCUCAAGUUAAAAGCACGAAAAUAGAUGGUAGUGUGCCCUUCUGGGAAGCUAUGAAGAAAGUAGUUACUGAUAUGGGCAUUUCAGUGAAGUGUGUAAUUUGUCCCGGCGCAACCGACGCACGAUAUGUGCGAGCCCAAGGCAUCCCCGCCAUCAACUUCUCUCCCAUCAUGAACACUAAGUUAUUAAUCCACGCCCACGAUGAGACAAUACAUAUAGACGUCUUCAAAAGAGGAAUCGAUAUAAUUGAAAAAGUUGUUGAAGCCGUUGCUAAUGUUUAGAGAAAUAUAACGUUGGUCGUAGAUAUGAAAAACAUUAUUAAAGUUCUUUAAAAAGUUA